Messenger RNA from Lindgomyces ingoldianus, 1368 nucleotides. Its product is annotated as acyltransferase-domain-containing protein. Gene Ontology annotation, molecular function: 1-acylglycerol-3-phosphate O-acyltransferase activity. Gene Ontology annotation, biological process: phosphatidic acid biosynthetic process. The record is from RefSeq and is a predicted model, not a curated record. Bases 79 to 1011 code for a protein of 310 amino acids. The transcript has 2 exons. Gene Ontology annotation, cellular component: membrane; endoplasmic reticulum. Lineage: Eukaryota; Fungi; Ascomycota; Dothideomycetes; Pleosporales; Lindgomycetaceae.
ACAUGCCCCCCUUCCAACCCCACCCCAGCUCCGUCUCCGUGCACACUCCACGACGACCACGACCAUAUAAAAUCCACCAUGGGCUGGCUGCUGUACGCCAUGGCCGGCCUCCCCGCGCUCAUCCUCGCGCUCCACGCCAUAUCCGCACUGCUCCCACGGCGGCCGUCACAACUGAGUGCGUACCUUGCACGGCUGGUCUCGUCCAUAGUGGCGCUGCUGUUGUGUGCGUCCUACGGCGUUGUUGCGAGCAUCGUCCUGCGGCUCGUGGGCUACGGCGGCCUGAGCCAGUGGACGGUCGCGCGCGCCUUCAAGUGGACCAUGUGGGUGUUCACAGGUGUGACGUUCAGGGUCAAUGACGGCGGCAGGAUUGAAGGCGGGCGGCGGGGCGGCGAGGACGCCCUCUUGACCAGGCCCGCUGUCUUCGUGGGCAACCACCAGACUGAGCUCGAUGUGCUCCUGCUCGGCUGCGUCUUCCCUAAGUACUGCUCCGUCACGGCCAAGAAGUCGCUGCGCUUGGUGCCCGUCCUCGGCUGGUUUAUGGCCCUCUCCAAGUCCGUCUUCAUCGACCGUGCAAACCGUGCCACCGCCCGCGCAGCUUUUGAUGGCGCCGCAAAACACAUGCGCUCCGAGCGCCAGUCCGUCUUCAUCUUCCCCGAAGGAACGCGUUCCUACUCGGAGACGCCGGAGCUGUUACCCUUCAAGAAGGGCGCAUUCCAUCUCGCCAUCCAGGCCCAGGUUCCCAUUGUCCCCAUCGUGGCGGCAAACUACAGUGAUGUGCUGAAUUUCAAGAAGAGGAUAUUCAAUGCGGGCAUCAUUGAUGUGAGCGUCCUCCCCGCCAUCCCCACGACAGGUCUCACCGCAGCCGACGCCGACGCUCUGACAGCGCGCACGCGGGAUGCCAUGAUGAAUGAGCUCAUCCGCCUCUCUUACCUGGGCAAAGAGAACGGCGCUCCUCUUCCUCGAGCAACCGGAGCUGAUCUCAGUCGUGAGGAACUGAGAAAGCGAUCGUAACCAGCAUCAGUCCGCGGUGCUCUGGGCUUUCAGAUGACCAGUUUUCGCAGAGGGCUAAAAUGGUCCCUCUUUCACGAAGGAAUUAUCAAGGGAGCGUGUGGCGUGGGUUGCCUGUGGCAUCGGACUAGGACAGGAAAAUCCGGUUUCUAUUCAUGCAUCGGGUCAGCAUUGGGAUUGAGCUUAUGUUUUAUAUUUCUGCAUAUCAGCGGGGAGCGUCCAGCGGCGUUCUUGUGCUCAUGGCGCUAUUCUCGCAGCCACACCAUAGGUCGAUUGGCUGAGAGGGGCAUUGGCAUUGGAGCACAUCUAGACAGUUGGUAUUCAGUAUAAUCCUAUAAGUACGAAAUACGACGACUUCAG